This is a messenger RNA of Bombina bombina (fire-bellied toad), 697 nucleotides long. It is a transcript of the gene SMIM28, whose product is annotated as small integral membrane protein 28. Lineage: Eukaryota; Metazoa; Chordata; Amphibia; Anura; Bombinatoridae. The transcript has 2 exons. The record is from RefSeq and is a predicted model, not a curated record. Bases 106 to 606 code for a protein of 166 amino acids.
AUUAGCUCACAGGCCUCCAGCUGUGUCAGGGCAGGCAAAGGAGGGAUUGUGGGAAACUCAGCACCUUGUUGUAUGAGAUAGGCAACUACAGCAUUCCAUAGAAACAUGAGGUGGCUCCUUGGAAGCAGCUGGAGCAAAUUUGGGCAUGCUGGCAGAGGUACCUAUGAGUGGAUGACAAGUGAGCCAGGACUACCACUUGUAGAGACAAAAUUGCAGAGUAAGCAUCCAAAUGAAGUUAACUCAACCAAAGAAGACUUACAGCCAUUUCUGUGUAUCAUACUACCCACAACGGCAUUACUCCUUAUAGGCUUCUGUCUGCUUUUCAUUUAUCGGAGGUGUAGACGUAAGGUACCACAGAGACAAAUCUUUGCCAUUGGCCUCCAGGAGAAUAUUCAAGAUAGAGAAACAGACUUCUUUCCAACAUUGCCAUGGAGCAGUGAACCUUUCCAAUAUUGUACACUAAUACCAGAUGCCUCAUUUCUCACCAUAUGUUUGCCUCCCCCUUAUGAAGAGACCAUACUAAAGGCAUCUAGCGACUCUUGUAUUAGCAUUUGCCAGGACCCUUUGCCUCCAUAUGAAGAAAGACCACGUAGGUCAAGCAAAUAAUAUUCUGACCCUGGAAUGUACCAUAAUCUUCACUCUUGGCUUCAGCUGGACCUGGAAGUCUAAGGAUUACUAUUUACUAAGCAACACUUAC